Messenger RNA from Drosophila busckii, 5156 nucleotides. RefSeq lists its product as uncharacterized. The record is from RefSeq and is a predicted model, not a curated record. Gene Ontology annotation, cellular component: nucleus. Gene Ontology annotation, biological process: regulation of transcription by RNA polymerase II. The transcript is spliced from 7 exons. Bases 830 to 4870 code for a protein of 1346 amino acids. Lineage: Eukaryota; Metazoa; Arthropoda; Insecta; Diptera; Drosophilidae.
AAAUUAUAUUUUGUUUUAAACAAAUUAGAACGCGUGCGUAAACGAAAAUAUUUAUACGCGGCAUUUGUAAAAUCCUAUGCAAGUUGUAUUAACUAAACGCACCAAUGCUUUAAAGUGCAAGUGUAAACUUAAUAAGGCUAAGUUUUUGCCUGCCUUUACGGUCCAAAACAAGAAAUUCGCAAAAAGCCGUCACAACGAAACUGCAAUGCGCUGCACUCGAGUGUGAGAAAGAGGGAGAAGGAGAAACUUAGCAUAUGGAAUUAUAAAAAAUACAAAUAAGGGCAAUAAACACACAUACAAAAGGGUAUAAAGACCGCGUGCUAAACGCUCAGGCAAAAAAAAAACAGGGACAGGCAUGCAAAACAACGCUGUCACUGUCGAUAACUUAUCGACUGUUAAUCGCGCAAGGACCGCUAGCUGAAAAGUUUUGCCUUUGCCAGUGGGUGGAUAUUUAGGAUAUGUGCAUGGUGUGAAAAAAGUGCGUGUAAUUUUGUUUAUACUCGUUAAAGAAAUAGCCGCAAGGGCUCUACAUGAAAAUAUUGCAAUAAAUGCAGCUGUGACAAUCGCGGCUUUUAGGUGUACGCAAAGUAAACAAAUGGGCGACAGCAGCUAGGACAUUAUUAUGCCGUAUGGCCUUAUAGAUACGUUAGUUUUUUAUACCAACCAUUUUAGCUGAGUGCAAGUGUUAUGUGCUAAGAGCAAAUAAUUGCGCAUUCUUGUGACUCACAAUCGCUUUAACUAGGAUAUAAAAGGACUUGGAGUGUCUACCUCUCACGUGUUCAGCCGCUGUAUGUUCAGUUAGUUACGCCUUAGCUUAGCUCCCCCCAGCAUGUCUAACAACAAUCAUCCGCAUGGCCAUUUGAGUCAGGCGGCACAGAAUCCUUCAUGGAAUCCGCUGCAAAUACCAUCAUAUAUACCGCGGCAGCCACAACUGGCGCACAUGUCCAAUGAGCGAUCCAUGGUGCGGUCACCAUUGGCCUGGCAUGCGCCGUCCGGCCAACCGCCACCGCCACCAACGCCCGAUGCGCUUUAUAAUUUUAUGUCGGCCAAUCAUAAAAACCUGGAUCAUCAUCAUCAAAUGAAUUCAUUGCUGGCGUCGCCAUAUACAGCAACAUUGCCUUUUGACUCCAUGGAUUUAUCGCUGCAAUCGAGUCGUACCGCUGCGCCGGCGCUGAGCAAGUCUGGCCAACAGCAGCAGCAGCAACAACAACAGCAGCAACAUUUGCAUGUGCCGCCAACUUACCCAACGAUUCAUAAUCUGACCACAAAUGCGCCGACCACAGCUGCUGUGCCAGGACAUUUGCAGAGCAUGUCCGCUACGGCUGCAGCUGCUGCUGCCAGCAAAUAUCUCAAUGCCAAUGGUGCUAGCGGUGCAGCUGAUUGCGAAUCGCUGCUGCCGCCGCCGCCCAGUACCCCGCCUAAAAACAAUAACACCAACAGCAAUCAUAGCAAUAGUAGCGGCAGCGGCAACACAAGCAAUAGCAACAACAAUGUGCCGUCUCCACAUUAUAUGCAGUCACGUGAUGAAAAUUUCAAGUUAACGCAGCUCAAAAAUUUGCAAAACUCGCCGGAUAUGAAUAGCAAGGACUGCGGCUAUACUGGCGGUGCACAAACGGGCAAACAUGCCGCGCACAACUUGCAACAGCAGCAACAGCAACAUGCAAAGAAACCCUCGCCAUUGCGCAACUAUUCCCAACAGCAGCAGCCGCCGCCAUACAACAUGACACCAGCGGCAGCAAAUAUGAAAUACAAUGGUCCACAGACGCCGCCAACCCCACAGUCACCCUUGGACUACAACCAGCUGCAUCUGCAUCAUCAUCAUCCGCUGCAUGCUGGCUAUGCGCCGCCCACACAGCAGCAACAUAUGCAAGAACAGCAACAUAUGCUUUAUGCAGGCGCAACGCAUAGUCAUCUGUUGGCGCCUCCAGCGCCGCAUAUAAACAGCUCGCCGUAUCAGCAACAACAGCAGCAGCAGCAACAGUCGCAAUUGCAGCAGCAGCAGCAACAAGCUGCAGCGCCUCAACAAACGCACACGCCUCAAAUGCAUUCCCGCAACGCGCCAUUAACGAAUCUCGACAUGUUGCCCAAGCAGCAGCACGAGGAGGAGCCACAAACGAUUAUAACAGAUCUAUCAACAACGACUGCAUAUCGCAAUAACGCAGCACCAGCGCCGACCCCAACGCCACCAGCAGCAACAGCCGCAGCAGCAGCAGCAGCGGAUGACAAACAACUGCCAGAGGCGCCCGAAUCGCCUUACAUGACCACCUCAAACGAAGAGUCGCUGGAGUCCAAUAGCAACAGCAGCAACAGUCGCAAGCGACGCAAACGCAAAUCCAGCCAAGUGAUGCGCGUGACGCCCAGCGAACCCAUCAAGAAACAACGCACGCCCAGUCCACAAAGCAAUAGCUGCAGUCCCAAGCACUCACCCAAAAAUGGCAACGAUACUGUGGACUUUCAGCACUUUGGACUGAAGCCACAGGAGAAUGGAUGUUCAGUGACGCCGCCAGCCAUCAGCGCUGACAAUAGCAAUAGCUCCAGUGCGCUGUUCAACGAUGCAAGUAAUCCCAAGACAAAGAAGCAACGGCAGGCGCUGCUGCAACGCAAUCUCACAGAGCAGCAGCAGCAGCAUCAGCAGAUACGAGAGCAACAUGAUGAGGAGGAGCCUUUGCCGCUGACAAAUGCCAGCGCCAGCAGCGCUACGCAAAUGCCACCGCCACCCAGUCCACCAAGCAAUAGCAGCAGUAGCAGUUCCAGCAGCUCUAGUGCUGCUACACGCAGCAGUCACAGCAUGCCGGAGAGCAGCGAAGCCACGCAGAUCAAGCAACUGCCGCUGCAGCCGGAUAACAACAACAAAGUGACUGUGGCGGAUACGCCGGCAUCGCCCGCAUUAAUGGAGCAGGGCAACAUAGAUGCCAAGCCGGCGGUUAGUGUGCAUGAAGAAGAAGAGGACCAGGAGGCAACAGCGAUCAAUCAAACGCCACCACAAACGGCAACAGCAACAACACCGCCAACAACAACAACAGCAGCAGCAGCACCAGCAGUUGCUGCUGCUACCAAACCAUUAAGUGCAACUGAAGAUUGUCAGUUUAACGAGGUGGAGGACAAGCUGGAGCAAAUGUUUGCCGGCAUUGAGGAUGAGCCCGCAGAGCAAGAAACUAAUGAAACCAAAACAGCUGCCGAAGCAACACAUGACCUCAGCGCUCAGCUGGCCUUAGAUAGUGUUGCCAAGUUGGAACCCAAAUCAGCAUCAAGCACGCCACCAGCAGCAAGCACACCUACGCCUGAGGUGCGACCCAUGGCUACCAAGGCGUCCAUGAAGUCUACGAUGCCGAGUCCCAUACGCAUUGCCACGCCCACGCCGCCGCCAAUCGCUGAGGCUCCAACGGAAAUAAGCAAAGCUGCAGUUGCGCCGCCUCCGCAGCCACCGCCGGCCAGCGCUAAGCUGACAGCACGUACGCCGCCCACACGUUGCAUGCCACCGCGUCGUCUAUCCAUGGGCAUGGAUCCAUCGCUGCUGCGUUUUACCUUCCAGGAGCAACAGCCAGCAGCUAAAGCCAAAAAGAAUGCAGGCCGCAAAAAGCAGCCAGCUCCAGCUUUGGCACUAGACAGCGAGGAUGACGAUAAGCCGAGCACAUCAGCCGCUGCUGCUGCCGCCUUGGCGCGCAAACUAAGCGAAGCUGCAGCAGCAGCCAAAGCCAGCAAUGCCAAGGCCAACAAUACAAGCAAAAGCAAGAAGAAGCAAGCAGCGCCCAAAGGCAAGAAAGCAGCAGCGCCAAAGCAGAACAACAAAAAGGCAACAAACAAUCUACGUAAACCGCCCAGCACCGAUGAGGACAGCACGCCGGCGCCUACGGGCAAUGGUGGCGCCGCUGCCGAGCUGCGCUUCAAAUCCCCGUUCGUACUCAUCAAACCCGACGGCAGUCUGAGCAUUAAGAACACACACAACGCCGAAGAUCUCAAUGAGAAGCACACCAAGAAGAAGCAUACAAAGACGCCGCAUGAGCGCAAAAACCUGCGCGGCAUGCACAGCUCCACAUUAAGCAAUCGCUACGAUGCGGACACCACAGACUCCAGCUGGAUUUGUGUCUUCUGCAAGCGUGGGCCGCACAAGCUUGGUCUGGGCGAUCUGUUCGGCCCCUAUCUGAUUUCCAUCGACUGUGAGGAAUACCGCGCGGCACUGCAGCUGCCAGCGACGGGUGCGCAGGACAUUGAUAGCUUGUUCGUCAGCAAACGCAAGCGCGCCGACAUGGUCAAGCUGCAACGCAAUCUGCCCGUAGUGCCCGCCACACUGGCGCAUAUAAUGCAGGCGCCCAAAAUAAGCAUGCACAAACGCAAGCGCAAGCAAACCCACGACAGUCAGCACUCGUUCAGCGACGAUCAACACGAGUCGCAAUCGCAGUGCUCCUCGCAGGAUCCGCUGGACUGCAGUCACGAGGCGAAGUUUGCGGAAACAUUUCGCGGCAUGUCAAAGACCUCCGAGCUUGGCUACGAGAUUUGGAUGCACGAAGACUGCGCCAUCUGGGCCAAUGAUAUACAGCUGAUUGGAGCGCAUGUCAAUGGACUCGAUGCCGCUGUCUGGGAUAGUACGCGCUAUCAGUGCGUGCGCUGCGCACAGCCAGGCGCCAAUAUCUGCUGCUUUCAACGCGCCUGCAAGGCGGCCGCCCAUGUGCCCUGUGCGCGCGAUGCCAACUGGAGGCUGAGCGAAAAGAAUCGCCAGGUGUAUUGUGAGCUGCAUCAGCAUGAGACGAGUGCAAUACCAACGGCAAUACCAGCAAUGCCUUUGCCAGCGCCGCCGCAAGUGCAGAGCACUGUGCCAACGGCACAGCCAGCACCGCUGCCACCGCCUCUCCAAGUGCACCUGCUUCCCUGAGUACGCGUGCGCAUUAUGAAAUGCCGUAUGGGAGUCGUCGAGCGUUGACCGUCGCAUCCUGUAAUCCUGUUCCCAUAGGUGUUCACAUACAAUUUUGUGGUUGUUCAAAUUUGUACAUAAGUUUAAGAGACGGAGAGAGCGAGAGCAGCAGCCAAGCGACUUUGUUAAAGAGCAUGCAUGUAAAAAGUUCAUUUAAGACACUUUCUCCAUACUGUUUUUGAAACUAAACUUUUAUCUGUAAUUCUGAUUUUUGUUUAUGUAUAAAUCGCUGUACAUUUGAACGAGU